AUGCCUCCCAUCCGCACUGCCCGCAAUCGCAAACCCCCACCAGCGGGCUUCGAUGACAUAGAAGAUACCCUGCUGGAAUUCAGUAAUAAGAUGAAGGAUGCUGAGAAUGCGUCUCACGAGGGAAAGAAGAAGCACGAGGUUCUUUGGCCGAUUUUCCAGAUUAGCCACCAGCGCUCACGAUACAUUUACGACCUCUACUACGAAAAAGAAGCUAUCUCAAAGCAACUCUACGACUGGCUAUUGAAGAACAACUACGCCGACGCAAACCUAAUCGCCAAGUGGAAGAAACAGGGUUACGAGAAGCUCUGCUGUCUCCGCUGCGUCCAAACCAAAGAAACAAACUUCAACUCCACCUGUAUCUGCCGCGUACCAAAGGCCCAGCUGAAAGAAGAACAGACAAUUCAGUGCGUUAGCUGUGGUUGCCAUGGUUGUGCGAGCAGCGAUUAA
Penicillium cataractarum is the source of this 447-nucleotide messenger RNA. Its product is annotated as BUD31 family protein. Bases 1 to 447 code for a protein of 148 amino acids. Gene Ontology annotation, biological process: mRNA splicing, via spliceosome. The transcript has 3 exons. The record is from RefSeq and is a predicted model, not a curated record. NCBI's taxonomy places the organism in Eukaryota, Fungi, Ascomycota, Eurotiomycetes, Eurotiales, Aspergillaceae. Gene Ontology annotation, cellular component: spliceosomal complex; nucleus.